This is a messenger RNA of Tetrahymena thermophila SB210, 273 nucleotides long. RefSeq lists its product as hypothetical. The transcript has 2 exons. The record is from RefSeq and is a predicted model, not a curated record. Lineage: Eukaryota; Ciliophora; Oligohymenophorea; Hymenostomatida; Tetrahymenidae.
AUGCUCUUGCGCAAGCAUUAAAGUAUCAAAAUAGUUCGUAAGUUAGUCACCAAAAAAGUUAUGAAUCAAGAAGAGCAAGAUAAGUUUACAAAGGUUAUUUCAGACGCAUAUGAAGAGUUAAUAAAUUGCAGACCUGAAAAGCCACUUGACCAUUUUAUUUAUUAUAUAUUAUCCACUCUACCUGCUGAUUAAAGAAAUAAAGAUGCUGUAGUAAGAGCAUUCUUUGAUAAAUAUUGCGAAACAUAUUUAAAAAAUGUUAAAAAAAUUGCAUGA